CUCAAAACAACGAGGCAAAGCAAGUGGUUCGUUGACUCCGUGACGUCAUUCCCAAGCGACGAGAAACAAUGGGUCAAAGCCAGAGCGGCGGUCACGGUCCAGGGGGAGGCAAAAAGGAUGAUAAGGAUAAGAAAAAGAAAUAUGAGCCCCCAAUUCCCACUAGAGUUGGCAAGAAGAAGAAGAAGACAAAAGGACCAGAUGCUGCCAGUAAACUACCACUGGUCACCCCUCAUACUCAGUGCCGCCUGAAGCUACUAAAGCAGGAGCGGAUUAAGGAUUAUCUCCUCAUGGAGGAGGAGUUCAUCAGAAACCAGGAACAAAUGAAACCCCUGGAAGAAAAACAAGAGGAGGAGAGGUCCAAGGUGGACGACCUGCGAGGGACACCCAUGUCUGUGGGAACUCUGGAAGAGAUCAUCGAUGACAACCAUGCUAUUGUGUCCACCUCAGUUGGAUCUGAGCAUUAUGUCAGCAUCUUGUCCUUUGUGGAUAAAGAUCUGCUGGAGCCAGGGUGCUCAGUCCUGCUUAACCAUAAGGUUCAUGCUGUGAUCGGGGUGCUGAUGGAUGACACGGAUCCAUUGGUGACUGUGAUGAAAGUGGAGAAGGCCCCUCAAGAAACAUAUGCUGACAUCGGGGGACUGGACAAUCAGAUCCAGGAGAUAAAGGAGUCAGUGGAACUUCCUCUGACACAUCCAGAGUAUUAUGAAGAAAUGGGCAUAAAACCGCCAAAAGGUGUCAUUCUCUAUGGACCACCUGGCACAGGUAAGACACUGCUGGCCAAGGCCGUAGCCAAUCAGACGUCCGCCACUUUCCUGCGUGUGGUGGGCUCCGAGCUCAUCCAGAAGUACCUGGGAGACGGGCCCAAGCUGGUACGAGAACUCUUCAGGGUGGCAGAAGAACACGCGCCCUCCAUCGUUUUCAUCGACGAGAUCGACGCCAUCGGGACUAAGAGGUAUGACUCCAACUCUGGUGGCGAGAGAGAGAUCCAGAGGACCAUGCUGGAACUGCUCAACCAGCUGGACGGCUUCGACUCGCGGGGCGACGUCAAAGUUAUCAUGGCUACUAAUCGGAUAGAGACUCUGGAUCCGGCCCUCAUCAGACCUGGGCGAAUUGAUCGAAAGAUUGAGUUCCCCCUGCCUGACGAAAAGACCAAACGGAGGAUCUUCCAGAUUCACACGAGCCGCAUGACAGUGGCUGACGACGUCACCCUCGACGACCUCAUUCUGGCGAAGGACGAUCUGUCGGGAGCAGACAUUAAGGCCAUCUGCACAGAGGCAGGCCUCAUGGCACUGCGGGAACGCCGCAUGAAAGUCACCAACGAGGACUUCAAGAAAUCCAAGGAAAACGUCUUGUACAAGAAGCAAGAAGGCACACCGGAGGGACUAUACCUCUAAACUCCCAAACCUUUCUCUUUCUUCCCACCCCGCCUGUAUACAGCACCAUGUGAAAGAGAGGGGCCAUCAGAUGAGUUGUUCAUCUCCUCAGUGAGAAUUUUGUCAUAUUUCGUGCAUGUCAUGUCUGGUUUAUCCCACUCUCUUUAGGUUCCAGUUUCAGAUAUUAAUAAAAAAAAAUACAUUAUACCCAG
Molecule: messenger RNA, 1582 nt
Organism: Syngnathus acus (greater pipefish)
Lineage: Eukaryota; Metazoa; Chordata; Actinopteri; Syngnathiformes; Syngnathidae
Product: 26S proteasome regulatory subunit 4
Exons: 11
Coding region: 69-1391 (440 amino acids)
Biological process (GO): proteasome-mediated ubiquitin-dependent protein catabolic process
Cellular component (GO): proteasome regulatory particle, base subcomplex
Molecular function (GO): ATP binding; ATP hydrolysis activity; proteasome-activating activity
Source: RefSeq, a predicted model, not a curated record